UUUUUGAGGUGCUUAAUUAUUUUAAUGUUUAAUUACAGAUAUGUAAUUGAAUGUAUCAACUGUGGUAUUAUCUAUCGAAGUCGUGAGUACUGGUUUGGAAACAAGGACCCUUGGGAAACAGUUGUUCGUACUGACAUAAAACAUAUUUGGCAAGGAGAACCAACUCAUCUCCAGAGCACUCAAAAUGCUGCUCAGAGAGUUAUAGACAGUGUCCAGUAUCUUUCUGAAACUGUAAGUGCUAUGAGUGUGAAGCCAACGAGAGUUUUAAGUAGUUGGGUUGCUGAUCAGUUGGCUCCAAGUUAUUGGAUUCCUAAUUCUGAAGUAACACAUUGUGGUCAGUGUAAAAUAGAAUUUGAUGAAUUGGACAUGAAACACCAUUGUCGAGCCUGUGGCUAUGCUUUUUGUGAGGACUGUUCAUCUAAAACAAGACCCGUACCAGGACGAGGUUGGGGCAGUACUCCUGUUCGAGUUUGUGAUCAGUGUUAUGAUAAAAGUGAAGAACUUGAGUCUCCAACACCCAAUCUUGACAAAGCCAGUACAGAAGUCACAGCUCGGAAAGUUGGUGAAGCUCUUCAGAAUACUCUAGGAACAGUAAUGUCAGUGUUUGAUUACCCAAUUGGUUUCAUUAAGGACACUGCUAGGCCAACGUACUGGGUACCAGACCACUUGAUUACUUGUUGCUGUGUUUGUAAAGAGCCUUUCAACUCUAAGACACCACUCCACCACUGUAGAGCCUGUGGGCAAGGUGUUUGUGACCACUGUUCUCCAGGGCGACAGCCUGUACCCACUCAAGGUUGGGAUCACCCAGUCCGAGUUUGUACUACAUGCGAGGGCAGGAAAAAUCUAUGAUUUGUCAUCACAAAGUACUUAUUUGUAUGAAAACUUCAAAAUAACUUUUGUUAAGAAUUUCUAAAGUAUUUUUAUUAAAGUAGUUUUUAGCUUCGUACAAUUUAUAUUCAGAAAAACCAGUAUGUCCUAAAACUUGUAGUGAUAUACAGUGUUACCAGUCUGGUGAAGUGUAUUAUUAUAGCUUAUAGUGGAAUUUGAUACCAGUUUAAUAAUUUGUAAUAUUAUUAUGUUGGGAAUAUUUUCUUUUAAAACAGUUAAGAUUUAGCCUGGAAAAUAAAACACAUUGGUUUAACAUAGCAAUGAUAAGCUAUUUCACAAUAUUUUAUUCAUUACGUGUAUAUUUUUUUGGGGAAGGAGUUUCAGCUCAACCUUCACUUUUUAUAUAAUAUAAGACAGAGAAACUUUUUUCUGUGUUUGUAAAAAACAAGUUUAGAAUUUCUGUUAAAUUGCAAUUAUUUUAUUUAUGUUUACUCUUUUUGGGAAUGAAUUUUCAGUUCUGCCUUCAAUUUGUAUAUAAGACAAAGAAAUUGUUUUCCUGCGUGUGUAUUAAAACUAAUUUAGAAUUUGUGUUAAAAUCUUUUUUUAGCACAACCAAAAAGGUAUCAUGCAAAUGAGAAAAUUCAGAGAUUUAUUUCUAAUUCCUGUUUUGUUUUAAUGUUUGGCAAUCCAGUGUUGUUUUCAUAUUUUGAUGUAGUGAAGAAUGAAAUAAAGAAUGGGUUAGUGUGUUGAAAAAAUAACAAAAAUUAUGACAUGCAGUUUUUAAAAAUGGUGCAUGUAGAUUAAAUCUGUUCACUUACUUUUCUACACUUUAAAAGAAUGCUAAUAAACCAAGUUACGUUUCAUUUUGUAUACAGAAUUAGCACACUGAUAACAGUAUCGCUUUCUGUAACAGGUACAACUUCUAGUCAUCUGGUGAUGCAAAAUUUCAGUAGAAACUGGGAAUUACCAAUUCCUGCAGUUUUCAUUCCCCACAAGUGAACAAUGUACAAAGUAUAACAGUGUCCUCAUAACACUGACUAAUUUCCAUUCUGUUACUGGUUCCAUACAUGAACUCAGUAUGUACAAUGUAGAGACCACAGCAGCCUACAAUGAGCAGCACUGGGAUACUUGGGUCUGAUUUUCCCUUCCCUCAAUAAAGUAGCAUAAACUUUUCCAGUUUUUGCUUUGUCUGUCUAUAGAAACUUGCAAGGUGUUUGCAAAAAUUAGCUUAGUAAUCCCAGCAUUGAAUUUGCCGAGAGAUCAUCAGUAUUUUUUGUGAUCUAGAAAUACUGAACCAAAAGUACCAGCUGAUAUGUUUCUUCUUAUUUUUAUCCCAAAAUGUUGCAACAAGUUCAUGUGUUCUUCUUGAAAUAUCCUAUUGAAGAAUUUAUCAAAUGAUACAAUAGGUUUGUCUUCUAACUCUACCCUUUUUAAAGUUCCUUAUAUUAACCCUUUUACCAUGAAUAGGUCAAAGUGCACAUGUCAUGCCCUUUUAGAGAGUUACAUUAAAAAUUUAUUUAACCUUUUAUCAUUUGUUGAAGGUUUUUUUUCCAUAACUAUAAUUUGAGUAAAUGUGUGGGUGGAGUUGAUGUCUAUCAUGUGUAAAUAUACUGGUGGAGAUGUUAAAGGGUUAAACUACUUUGUUGUCAAUGUAUACAAGUAAACUUGGCAUCGAAACAUAGUUAGUAAAUCAAGUUUUAAUAUUAUAUAAGCUUUUAGUACUUAAUUUUUAUUAAGAAAUAUUU
Limulus polyphemus (Atlantic horseshoe crab) is the source of this 2573-nucleotide messenger RNA. Its product is annotated as zinc finger FYVE domain-containing protein 1-like. Lineage: Eukaryota; Metazoa; Arthropoda; Merostomata; Xiphosura; Limulidae. The transcript is spliced from 5 exons. The record is from RefSeq and is a predicted model, not a curated record. Bases 25 to 849 code for a protein of 274 amino acids. Gene Ontology annotation, molecular function: metal ion binding.